Molecule: messenger RNA, 1023 nt
Organism: Hibiscus syriacus
Lineage: Eukaryota; Viridiplantae; Streptophyta; Magnoliopsida; Malvales; Malvaceae
Product: probable leucine-rich repeat receptor-like protein kinase At1g35710
Exons: 2
Coding region: 1-1023 (340 amino acids)
Molecular function (GO): protein binding
Source: RefSeq, a predicted model, not a curated record
AUGAAUAAGAGGAACCUCACCACCGAUCAGCAUGCACUUCUAGCAUUUAAACACCAAAUCAUCGAUUCUCACAACAUGUUGGCCAACAACUGGACGACCGAUUACUCCGUCUGCAACUGGGUUGGCAUCUCUUGCGCUGUUAAGCACGGUCGAGUCAGAGCAUUGGAUCUUUCCAACAUGGAUCUUAUCGGAACCAUCCCUCCACAGUUGGGAAACCUAUCGUUCCUAGUCUCUCUUAAUUUGAGUCACAACAAUUUCCACGACCAUUUACCCACUGAGUUGGGACAACUGAGUCGUCUGAAGCACAUUGACCUGAGCUCCAAUUUCAUUAACGGUGAAAUCCCGUUGUGGUUUGGAAGGUUGGAUAAAGCUUUAGAUUUGAUCCUUCGAAGUAAUAAUUUGACAGGCGUAGUCCCUCCAUCAAUAGCCAACAUGUCCAGCUUGGAGAACUUGGACUUGAACCACAAUCUCAUCCAUGGGAACAUUCCCCGUGAGAUAAGCAAACUUGGGAAUCUGAGGAUACUUCGCCUGGCUCAUAACCAACUUUCAGGUUCCAUUCCUAAAGCCAUUUAUGGUAUGUCCUCUCUGCAAAUAAUAUCUCUUCCACACAAUAAUCUAUCUGGUAGUUUGCCGGAAAAUAUAUGUGGAGAUCUUCCCAAUCUUGAGGCACUUUACUUGGAAGAAAAUGAGUUGUCAGGUCAAAUUCCAGUAAGAAUAGAUGAAUGCAGGAACCUUCGAGGGUUAAGUUUACACACCAAUAGAUUCAGUGGCAGCAUUCCAAGGAGUAUUGGAAAUCUCACCACACUCAAAAACCUAUAUUUGGGUGAUAAUAAUUUGGAAGGUGAAAUUCCAUGUGAAAUUGGAAAACUUGAGAGAUUAGUACGUCUUUCUGCCAGACAUAUGAGUCUUGUUGGUUCAAUUCCGACUUCCAUCUUCAAUAUUUCUUCUUUGAAAAAAAUUGCUCUCCAAAGCAAUACUUUAUCAGGUAUCUCAAUACAAACAUUUCUUCAUUUUUAUGUUUGA